AUUUUCAAUCACAUUUCUUUAACCUUCUCUUCAGUUUCUGAAACUACCCUCAUCGGGUCUCCAAGGAGCCAGGAAAGGACUUCCUUCUCGGCUUCUCGGAGUCUCAUCAUCCCCUGUUUCACGUUUUCUUCAUCCACACGCAACCUCUUAACCCUAAUAAUGGAUUCCACAGAGCUAAAACGUGUGUUCCAAAUGUUUGACAAGGAUGGAGACGGUCGGAUCACACAGAAGGAGCUAAGCGAAUCAUUCAAAAACCUCGGCAUCAUAAUCCCAGAAAACGAGUUAUCGCAGAUGAUCGAGAAGAUCGAUGUGAACGGUGAUGGCUGUGUUGACGUUGAAGAGUUUGGAGAGCUUAACAAGUCGAUAAUGGUCCAAGACGAGGAUGAGAUCGGAGAUGAAGAUAUGAAGGAAGCCUUCAAUGUUUUUGAUCAGAAUGGAGAUGGGUUUAUUACGGUGGAUGAGUUGAAAACGGUGUUGUCUUCCUUGGGACUCAAGCAAGGUAAGACCUUGGAGGAAUGUAGGAAGAUGAUAGUGCAAGUGGAUGUUGAUGGUGAUGGUAGGGUUAAUUACAAGGAGUUUAGACAAAUGAUGAAGAAGGGUCAGCUUAUAGCUCAAUGAGCUGAUGAUUUAUGAUUUUUUAAAAUAUAUAUUUUUUGGUUAUUUGUUUAGCCAAUAUUCUCUCGCAUUCUAGAAGGCAAAAUCACAUCUCAU
Molecule: messenger RNA, 711 nt
Organism: Eruca vesicaria subsp. sativa (arugula)
Lineage: Eukaryota; Viridiplantae; Streptophyta; Magnoliopsida; Brassicales; Brassicaceae
Source: the annotation of a GenBank genome assembly